Molecule: messenger RNA, 2199 nt
Organism: Penicillium alfredii
Lineage: Eukaryota; Fungi; Ascomycota; Eurotiomycetes; Eurotiales; Aspergillaceae
Product: putative AAA family ATPase/60S ribosome export protein Rix7
Exons: 3
Coding region: 1-2199 (732 amino acids)
Biological process (GO): ribosome biogenesis
Cellular component (GO): nucleus
Molecular function (GO): preribosome binding; ATP hydrolysis activity; RNA binding
Source: RefSeq, a predicted model, not a curated record
AUGCCGAGGAAUCGCGGCAGACCCAGUCUAAGUCAAGGCUUGGACCGCGAGGUCUACCAAGUGGUACGCAAAAUUAUUGACGACCAGCCUGACGAAGGUCGCAUUCGUCUCUCGGCGCCGGCAAUCUACGAGACGAUCAAGAAGUCCAAUUCCAGUCUGAACCGCAAACCCAAGAAGUUACUGGAAGACAGUGUGGAGCGCGUGUUGGAGGUGGUGAAGAGCGAUGUGCUCGGCGACGAAGAGGACUCGGUAGAGGGAGACUUCGAAGGACUCGAAGAGCCACCACAGACGGAGGCCAAUGGUUUGAACCGGAGCAUCGUCGGCAUGUGGUCGACAGGGUCGAAAUCGGCUCCGUCACAAAAGACCGGCGAAUCGAAUGGCAAUACACCAGCAGCCGCAACCACAUCCUCCAAGAGAAGACAGCAUGGGGGGGAAUCUGCGUCCAAGCGGCGCAAAGGCGACGCCGCGAUCGAUCGAUCACCGCCAACGCACGUCAGUCUCGCGGACCUGGGUGGGCUGGACGACGUGGUCCAGGAGCUGGGAGAUUUGGUUAUAUUGCCCAUGACUCGGCCGCAGGUAUACUUGUCUUCGAACGUGCAACCACCACGCGGAGUAUUGCUGCAUGGUCCGCCAGGAUGCGGUAAAACCAUGAUCGCCAAUGCGUUUGCGGCGGAACUGGGCGUGCCGUUCAUUUCCAUCUCGGCCCCUUCCAUUGUAUCUGGGAUGUCGGGCGAGUCCGAGAAAGCGCUGCGUGAGCACUUCGAUGAGGCAAAGCGGAUCGCUCCCUGUCUGAUCUUUAUCGACGAAAUCGACGCAAUCACACCUAAACGAGAGAGCGCGCAGAGGGAGAUGGAGAAGAGAAUUGUUGCCCAGCUGCUGACCUGCAUGGACGAAAUCGCUCUCGAAAAGACAGAUGGCAAGCCGGUCAUUGUACUGGCGGCCACCAACCGCCCAGACAGCUUGGAUGCUGCACUGCGUCGGGGUGGCCGCUUUGACAAGGAAAUCAACAUGACCGUGCCUUCAGAGCCGGUCAGAGAGAAGAUCCUGCGAGCACUUACCCGGAAGAUGCGUCUCGCAGACGACAUCGAUUUCAAGACCCUGGCCAAGCGAACUCCUGGGUUCGUCGGAGCCGAUCUUAAUGACCUUGUCUCAACGGCAGGCUCGGCCGCCAUCAAGCGGUACCUCGAGAUCCUCAAAUCAAACAGUGGUGAAGAAAUGGAGAUCGAAGGGCUGGAUGAUCUCAGCUCGAAGGUGCGGGAACUGCGUCGUCUCAUAACACACGCCAAAGAGACUCCCAUCGGCGAGGAAACACAAACUGUACUCGUCUCCAACGCAGACUUUUUUGUCGCGUUGCCCAAGAUCCAACCGUCCUCCAAGCGUGAGGGCUUUGCCACCAUCCCAGACACCACCUGGGCCGACAUUGGCGCUCUGGGCGGUAUUCGCGACGAGCUGUCCACCGCCAUCGUCGAACCCAUCAAGAACCCCGACAUCUACGCCAAUGUCGGUAUCACCGCGCCGACGGGCGUUCUCCUCUGGGGCCCGCCGGGUUGCGGAAAAACGCUACUGGCCAAGGCCGUGGCCAACGAAUCGCGCGCCAACUUCAUCAGCGUCAAAGGCCCCGAGCUCCUCAACAAGUUUGUCGGCGAGUCCGAGCGUGCCGUGCGCCAGGUCUUCGUCCGCGCUCGCUCAUCUGUUCCGUGUGUUAUCUUCUUUGACGAGCUGGAUGCCCUCGUGCCUCGUCGCGACGAUACCCUCUCCGAGGCCUCCGCUCGUGUCGUCAACACCCUCCUCACCGAGCUCGACGGCUUGGGCAGUAGUCGUCAAGGCAUCUAUGUCAUCGCGGCCACCAACCGCCCGGACAUCAUCGACCCGGCGAUGCUUCGUCCCGGCCGCCUGGAGACCUUGUUGUUUGUCAACCUGCCGUCGCCGCUCGAGCGCGUCGAGAUCCUCCACACUCUUACCCGCAAGAUCCAGCUUGAUUUCUCCGAAGAUCUGAGGAGGGUCGCCGAGGAAUGCGAGGGUUUCAGUGGUGCCGACUUGGGCAGUUUGCUCCGUCGUGCCGGGUACUCAGCCAUUAAGCGCCGCGAUACCAUCAAGCUCGAGGAUUUCGUUACUGCCAAGUCAUUUAUCCGUCCGAGUGUUACUGACAUGAAGAAAUAUGAGAAGUUGAGACGGGAUUGGAGCGGUGGUGUGGUAUGA